Messenger RNA from Mercurialis annua (annual mercury), 1610 nucleotides. Its product is annotated as 1,4-dihydroxy-2-naphthoyl-CoA synthase, peroxisomal. The transcript is spliced from 9 exons. Bases 365 to 1384 code for a protein of 339 amino acids. The record is from RefSeq and is a predicted model, not a curated record. Gene Ontology annotation, cellular component: cytosol. Lineage: Eukaryota; Viridiplantae; Streptophyta; Magnoliopsida; Malpighiales; Euphorbiaceae. Gene Ontology annotation, biological process: menaquinone biosynthetic process. Gene Ontology annotation, molecular function: 1,4-dihydroxy-2-naphthoyl-CoA synthase activity.
CUUUUACCUGAUUUUGUUCAUCACCCAGUUCCUGCCCAAAAGCAAAGAUAAAAAUUUACAUUUUACUUUUACAGAAAGCAGAGAUCUUUAUGAUCAGUUACAAUUUUCCUCUUCAACCCUGCCUUUUUUUGUCUGAAACGGAGCCACUUGGCGCCGUUUUAGAUUCCAUACACUCUGAUUCAAACGGUGUCGUUUGCCUAUCAUAGUACCUUAUCAAAUACAAUCCAAAUACAAUCCAAAUACAAUCCAAUCGCAGAAAAGAUAAGACUUGCCCGCCAUAUUCAACGUCUCUGACCAAACCCACAAAGAAAAAUAGUCUCUUGAGAACUACAGAGUCCAACACUUACACUUUCAACAUUUUUCAAUGGCAAAACUGUCUGAAAAUGAGGUGAAUUCAUUGAGAAGGAGACUGGCCUGUGUUAAUAACCAUUUGAAUCCAGUUCAUGCAGCUUCACAACAAGUACAGGAGAAGAUUAUUAGCUUAUCCAAUGCUUCUUCUUCAAUGGAUGAUAGCUAUCAUAGAAUCCAUGGAGAAGUUUCUGGUAAAGAAGUUGUAUGGAGAGUUGCUUUUGAUGAGUAUGAGAAAGAGUUUACUGACAUUGUUUAUGAGAAAGCAGUUGGUGAUGGGAUUGCUAAGAUUACUAUAAAUAGGCCAGAGAGAAGAAAUGCAUUUAGGCCUCAGACUGUUAAGGAGAUGAUUCGUGCGUUUAAUGACGCUAGAGAUGAUAGUUCUAUUGGGGUUAUCAUUUUAACUGGCAAGGGAACGAAAGCUUUUUGCAGUGGUGGUGACCAGUCAUUAAGAACUCCAGAUGGUUAUGCUGAUCCUAAUGAUAUGGGUCGUCUCAAUGUUCUGGACUUGCAAGUACAGAUUCGGCGGCUUCCCAAACCCGUAAUAGCAAUGGUUGCAGGUUAUGCUGUAGGAGGAGGGCAUGUGUUGCACAUGGUCUGUGAUCUCACUAUUGCAGCAGAUAAUGCUAUUUUUGGCCAAACUGGUCCAAAGGUUGGAAGCUUUGAUGCUGGUUAUGGAAGUUCUAUCAUGUCCAGAUUGGUCGGACCAAAAAAGGCGCGCGAGAUGUGGUAUCUGGCAAGGUUCUAUACAGCUUCUGAAGCAGAGAAAAUGGGGCUUGUCAAUACUGUUGUCCCUCUGGAAAAAUUGGAGGAAGAAACAGUAAAAUGGUGUCGACAGAUACUAAAGAAUAGUCCAACUGCAAUUCGAUUACUGAAGUCAGCUCUUAAUGCAGUCGACGACGGACAUGCAGGACUCCAGGAACUUGCCGGGAAUUCGACACUGAUAUUCUACGGCACUGAGGAAGGCAAUGAAGGGAAGACGGCUUAUAUGCAACGCAGACCUCCGGACUUUUCAAGAUUUCCACGACGACCUUGAGAAUGCCUUACUACUACAAUUGUAGAUUUCAUCACCAAUUUAUUUGACUUCUCAAUAAAACUGAGUGAGCCAGUUUAAAAGUAAAUGAUGAUUACUGUAGAAGCACUCAUCGAAAAAGGCUUGUUUAGCCACCAUAUGAGCCACCCAGUCACGACUUACAAAUUGAAACCUAACUUCUUAAAUUUGAGAAAUUAUUGCUUGUAUGAAUAAAUUAACAUUAGAGUCA